AUGGCGCUCCUUUCCAUUGCCCACAAUAACAACAACGACAGCAACGGAGCCGGCUGGAAAGUUAGUGACGGUAGCGAUGCCAUUUCCAGCAGAAGAUCGUCUGGAAGAGAUGUGAGAGAGUGCAAUGCUGACACGGCCCAGGCACUAGAAGCAUGCGAGAGAGCAGCGAAAGCGGCAACGCCCAGAGAACGAGAAAGAGGCAUGGUCAGUCGCUUGGGAAGACGCUUUCGGCGUUACUGUAUAUUCCUGGCUCACUCUCACCAUGAAAGCGUUUCGGCGCCAGAAGACGAGACAGAGGCGGAGGUCAGCUCCUUGGAGCAACUGACCGGCAGCCGGAGCAGCAGUCGUAGUCGCCGACGCCGCAGCAGCAGUAUUGGGAGCGCCGGCAGCCGGCUGAAGAUGCGACUUCGGCGCUGCACUUCGUCACCAGGAUAA
This is a messenger RNA of Drosophila yakuba, 435 nucleotides long. RefSeq lists its product as uncharacterized. The record is from RefSeq and is a predicted model, not a curated record. Bases 1 to 435 code for a protein of 144 amino acids. The transcript has a single exon. Lineage: Eukaryota; Metazoa; Arthropoda; Insecta; Diptera; Drosophilidae.